Rhipicephalus microplus (southern cattle tick) is the source of this 960-nucleotide messenger RNA. RefSeq lists its product as uncharacterized. Gene Ontology annotation, molecular function: amine binding. Gene Ontology annotation, biological process: symbiont-mediated perturbation of host defenses. NCBI's taxonomy places the organism in Eukaryota, Metazoa, Arthropoda, Arachnida, Ixodida, Ixodidae. The record is from RefSeq and is a predicted model, not a curated record.
AGGCUGCCUAGAAGGCCCGUCGUGAACGCACGAGUGCUUCAGUCUCGCGUUUCGCCUUGCUGUCGAAUACUCGCAGUCCAUUCUCAUCUCGUCAACAUGGGCUGGCUAAACAAUGGAGUGUCCGUGAUGUUUGCCGUUAUAGUCACCGGCAGCAUUGUCACACACCAUCCUCCUCGUGAGCCAACGGACGCAUUUAGGAUGCUUGGUGCUUUUCCCCGUGUUGUGGCCAUAUCCUCCUCCAAUAACGACACUUCGUUCAAAUGCCUUGCUGCAACAAGAACUCAUUUGAUCUGGAAGCAAAGAAGGCUUCCUAUGUGUGGCACUUGGGCGGAAGCCAUGCAGCCACUGCUACGAGGAACGUCACAUUCGACAUUCAAGCAGGAAAUGCUCCUGACCAGACAACCUACUUUAUUGACAACGACCGGACUCGCCCCUACACUGCCUACUACAACUACACUGAUUACGAAACUUGCAUGGUCAUGAUAGUUCCAUACAACAACCACGACCAUUGCUUACUGUGGGUCAAACCUGCUGUCGCACAUGCUGUCCCUAGGCACUGUUUGGACAACUACGAAGAGACGUGCGAUGUCCGGGUUCCACAGUAUGACAAUGACCUCUGUGGCCAUCAGGAAUAAAGUGUCAUGUUUCUUAGAACUACUCUUCAUGGAACAUUUCUUUUUUUGACGAAAAAGUAUUCCUAUGUAGCACCAGCUUCUGUAUAAAUGUAGUGGUAGUGAGAGUUAUCAGUUAGAGUUUACGACACCUUGUAAAACGACAAUAUCAGCACGCAUACUCUGUAAGAUCUUUCACUCGGUACAAUCUUUUACAUUUCUUUUUUUUUAUUUCACCUAAAAACGAUUUACUUCGCUAUUGAUUGAUAACGUGAAAUAAAAUUGACGUUUUGUUUGACUGACACCAUGUUUAUUCAGAAUAAAAAACGCUCAUUUUUUGCUAUCUUUC